Molecule: messenger RNA, 795 nt
Organism: Coccidioides posadasii C735 delta SOWgp
Lineage: Eukaryota; Fungi; Ascomycota; Eurotiomycetes; Onygenales; Onygenaceae
Source: RefSeq, a predicted model, not a curated record
AUGCAGGCGGCAAACAGAUUACGAACGGUGCUCCAGGCGGGCCGAGGGCAGGCGUUCGGCGCAUGGCAGAUGCUGCCAGGCACGAAUGUUGCGCGAAUUCUGGCGAGAAGCGGCUUCGACUGGAUUUGUGUUGAUACCGAACAUGGAAACAUUGCAGACGCCCAAAUGCACGAGGCGGUGGCCGCAAUUGCUGCUCUAGGCGUCAGUCCGAUAGUCCGCAUCGCUGCAAAUGAAGGCUGGAUGGUCAAGCCUGACAUUCGAAUUGAAGGAGCCCUUGAUUCCGGUGCCCAUGGGAUCCUUGUACCACUGCUUGACACUGCAGAUGAUGCUAGAAAGCUGGUAGCAUCUGCGAAGUUCCCUCCGAUGGGAAAAAGGGGCUUUGGGAGUCCUUUCGCCAUGGGUCCCAUUGGUAAUGUCUCUGCAACGGAGUAUUUACUCCACGCGAACGACACCUUGCUUACGAUUGUGCAAAUUGAGACCAAGGAAGGAUUAGAAAAUGUCGAAGAGAUUGCCAGGGUACCAGGAAUUGACGUUUUGCUCGUCGGGCCAUAUGACCUGGGAAACAACAUUGGCCGGCCAGUGAUUAAUGAGUUGCACCCCGAGUUGGAGGCCGCGAUCGAGCGAAUCCGCAAAGCAGCAGUGGACAAUGGGAAAAAAGCCGGUAUAUUCAGUCCAAAUGGCGAAAUGGCCAAAAAAUUUGCCUCACAAGGAUUUCACAUGAUCUCCGUUACUUCCGACGUCUACGCGCUUUCGACUCAUCUCGAAGGUUCAUUGACGACGGCAAAGGCUGGAUAA